Molecule: messenger RNA, 804 nt
Organism: Colletotrichum lupini
Lineage: Eukaryota; Fungi; Ascomycota; Sordariomycetes; Glomerellales; Glomerellaceae
Exons: 5
Coding region: 1-804 (267 amino acids)
Cellular component (GO): nucleus; 90S preribosome
Source: RefSeq, a predicted model, not a curated record
AUGCGCACUACUUCCCAGAACGCAAACCCCACACGUCGACACACAGCAAUGUCCAACACGAAAAAGAGAGCGGCGCCCAGCCAAGAAGGCGGCGAGGGCGGCCAAAAGGCAAAGAAGCAGAAGAAGAAGUCGGCCUACCAGGUCGACGAGACGCUUCUCAACGCCGAGCUGGGCAUCAACGAGUCCUUUGCCGUCAUGGACAACCAGCUCCUCGCAGACUACACGGCGCAAAAGAUUUCCCGCUUCGGUACGGAUCUGAGUCCGGUUGAGCUUUCGGAUCUGUCCAUCUCUGCAAACGCCAUCAAGGACACGACAUCCUGGACGCGGCCCCGCGCCCUGGACAACCUCCCCGCCUUCCUCGAGAACUUUGCAGAGAGGCCCGACAGGCUCUUCACGGCGCCCAAGGUCAAGGGCGCGCCGCACACCAUCAUCGUCGCUGCUGCGGGCUUGAGGGCGGCGGACGUCGUGAGGGCCGUGAGGAAGUUUCAGGGGAAGGAGAGUACCGUUUCCAAGCUGUUUGCAAAGCACAUGAAGGUAGACGAGCAAGUCCAGUUUCUGCAAAAGACAAGAACGGGCAUCGCGGUCGGAACGCCCGCCAGACUCAUGGAGUUGGUAGACAAUGGAGCCCUAAAACUAGACAAACUCCAGCGCCUCGUGGUCGACGCCUCGCACAUUGAUCAAAAGAAGCGCGGCAUCAUGGACAUGAAGGACACGAUGCUCCCGCUCGCGCGGUGGUUGUCGAGGAAGGAGUUUAAGGAGCGGUACGGGGACGAGCAGAAGCCUUUGGAUUUGAUUUUUUAUUAG